UCUUAAAAAAAAAAAAAAAAAAAAAAAUGGUAUUCGACCCUUAACAUUGAUGGAAAUGGUUCUUAGUGCGGGACAGCGCACCUCUCUUCUCUCUAUACCCUAAGAGGGUUAUUCAUUUCCUUCAUAAGCCGCUCUCAUGAGACAGUCUUUUCAGCCUCGACUUUGAUUGCGAGGGGGAGGGACAGCACUUUCUCUGUAUUUCUCAUUUGAUUGGGAUUUCAUUUUUUCAUUAUUUGCUUCUCAAUUCUUUCAUGAAAAAUUUCUGUUUCUUCAUCUACAAAAUCUGAGAAAAAUAUAUCAAACACAGUGAAUAAAAUCUGGGAUUCAUCCUCAACGGGUUGUUGUUUAGAGAUUGAAGGAUUUCAGUAAGGGAGAGUGUUUCUAAGGCUUUUGCAGUUUAAAAUGGCACCCAGUUUCGACUGUGCAGCCUCAAGCCUUCUGUGUGGAGAGGACAACAGCAGCAUCUUUGAUGAUGCUGAUUAUGGCGCUGCGGCGGAGGAGUUUGAGACUGCAUGGCAUCAUCAGAAUCAUCGAAGUCGUAAUCAAGAGAAGAGCUUUAAUGGCGGAGAGUUUUUGAUUGGGUUGCCAGUGCAGAGCGAUGAGUGUUUGGCUUUGAUGAUUGAGAAGGAGUCCCAGCAUUUGCCUGCUGCUGAUUACUUGAUGAGGCUCAGGAGUGGGGAUUUGGACAUUGGGUCUAGACAGGACGUUGUUGGUUGGAUUGCAAAGGCUCACGCCCAUUUCGGUUUUGGACCCCUGUGUGCAUACUUGGCUAUAAACUACCUGGAUCGGUUCCUUUCCACCUAUGAAUUGCCUAAAGGUAAAGCUUGGAUGGCACAGUUGUUGGCUGUGGCUUGCUUGUCCCUUGCAGCCAAAAUGGAGGAGAAUGAAGUUCCUUUGUGUCUUGAUUUGCAGGUGGCCGAAUCGAGAUUUGUGUUUGAAGCCAGAACCAUACAGAGAAUGGAGCUUCUGGUGCUGAGGACAUUGAAGUGGAGAAUGCAAGCCGUGACCCCUUUCUCCUUCGUAGACUAUUUUCUCCGCAGGAUCAAUGAUGAUGAAUUCCCGGCCAGAACUUCAAUCUUGCUGUCAAUUCAACUCAUAUUAAGCACAGUAAAAGGGAUUGACUUCUUGGAAUUCAGGCCUUCUGAGAUUGCAGCAGCAGUGGCAAUAUCUAUUGCAGGAGAAACCCAAACAGUGGACAUUGAGAAGGCCAUUUCUGUUGUCAUUGAACCUAUAGAAAAGGAGAGAGUGCUCAAGUGUAUUGAGCUGAUGCAUGAUUUAUCAUUGAUUAGUGGGUCUGUGAAGCGUUCUAGUACUGCUGCUUCAGUCCCUUCUGUGCCCCACACCCCAAUUGGUGUGCUGGAUGCUGCAUGCUUGAGCUAUAAAAGUGAUGAUACAACAGUUGGAUCAUGUGCAAAUUCUUCACAUAACAAAAAGAGGAAGCUAAACGCACCCCCUGAAGUGGAGCUAUAAUUUGAUGAGAGGUGGACUUUUCACUUCUCACCCAAAUUCUUUCUGUUUGAUUUGGGUGAGUGGGUGUUUUUGUGUGGUCAUGAGGGUGGCCCCCCACCAAAUACAGAACCAAAAAAGAGGAGAGAACCAGGUGAAAGGCAACCCAAAAAAAAGAAAAGUGAAAAAAAAAAAAAAAAAAGAGUUGAAUAAGUUGGGUCAUGGAUGGGAGAUAAAGAUGCGAUAAAAACUUUAAUUCUGGUACAAUCACCGGCUGUUAAAUAUUAGACCUUCUUAACGGCAAUAGAGAAAUAUAAUAAACAUUUAUGUUUGGGACAUACAAUUUGUCUUAGAUGAUUUGUAGGAUAUGUUCGAAUGAGUAAAUUUUGGAGAAUUGUUUAUUUUA
Molecule: messenger RNA, 1852 nt
Organism: Vitis vinifera (wine grape)
Lineage: Eukaryota; Viridiplantae; Streptophyta; Magnoliopsida; Vitales; Vitaceae
Product: cyclin-D4-2
Exons: 6
Coding region: 403-1470 (355 amino acids)
Biological process (GO): regulation of cyclin-dependent protein serine/threonine kinase activity; mitotic cell cycle phase transition
Cellular component (GO): cytoplasm; nucleus; cyclin-dependent protein kinase holoenzyme complex
Molecular function (GO): cyclin-dependent protein serine/threonine kinase regulator activity
Source: RefSeq, a predicted model, not a curated record